Molecule: messenger RNA, 1437 nt
Organism: Artibeus jamaicensis (Jamaican fruit-eating bat)
Lineage: Eukaryota; Metazoa; Chordata; Mammalia; Chiroptera; Phyllostomidae
Gene: SLC46A1
Product: solute carrier family 46 member 1
Exons: 5
Biological process (GO): transmembrane transport
Cellular component (GO): plasma membrane
Molecular function (GO): transmembrane transporter activity
Source: RefSeq, a predicted model, not a curated record
CGCAGGCGCAGAAGGCCCCGUGGUCCUCCUGGCGGCUGCCCUGCGGUGCAUGCGCGCAUGGAGCCGCGCGCAAGCUUCCCCGGCGCGACCCGCGCCCUCCCCGCGCCUCGAGUGCUGUUCCGCGGCCCAGUGGAGCCGCUCAUCUUUCUCGGCAACUUCGCCUUGGUCCUGCAGGGCCCGCUCACCACGCAGUACCUCUGGUACCGCUUCAGUGCCGACCUCGGCUACAAUGGCACCCACGACAGAGGUGGCUGCAGCAACCACAGCGUGAACCCCGCCGUGCAGGAAGUGGAGACCCUCACCUCCCACUGGACGCUCUACAUGAAUGUGGGCGGCUUCCUGGUGGGGCUCUUCUCGUCCACCCUGCUGGGUGCGUGGAGUGACUGUGUGGGCCGUCGCCCGCUGCUGGUGCUGGCCUCGCUGGGCCUGUUGGUACAGGCCCUGGUGUCCAUCUUUGUGGUGCAGCUGCAGCUACAUGUUGGCUUCUUCGUGCUGGGCCGCAUCCUUUGUGCCCUCCUUGGUGACUUCAAUGGCCUCCUGGCUGCUGGCUUUGCCUCCGUGGCAGAUGUCAGCACCCACCACAGCCGAACCAUCCGAAUGGCCCUGCUGGAAGCAUGCAUCGGAGUGGCAGGGAUGCUGGCGAGCCUCCUUGGGGGCUACUGGCUCCAUGCCCAGGGUUAUGCCAACCCCUUCUGGCUGGCCUUGGCCUUGCUGAUAUUCAUGGCUUUCUAUGCCGCUUUCUGCUUUGGCGAGACACUGAAGGAGCCAACACCUUCCCGGCUCUUCACGCUCCGUCACCAUCGAUCCAUUGCCCAGCUCUACAUGGCUCCAGCCCCGGAGAAGUCCAGGAAGCAUUUAGCCCUGUACUCACUGGUCAUCUUUGUGGUGCUCACUGUGCACUUUGGGGCUCAGGACAUCCAGACCAUCUACGAGCUGAGCAGACCCCUCUGCUGGGACUCCAAGCUGAUAGGCUACGGUUCUGCCGCUAGGCACCUCCCGUAUUUCACCAGCCUGCUGGGCCUGCGGCUUCUGCAAACCUGCCUGGAUGACACCUGGGUGGCUGAGAUUGGCUUGGCCUUUAACAUCCUGGGGAUGGUGUUCUUUGCAUUUGCUACCAACACCCCCCUUAUGUUCACAGGGUAUGGGCUCCUCUUCCUGUCGUUAGUCAUCACACCCAUUGUCCGGGCCAAGCUCUCCAAGCUGGUGAGCAAAUCGGAGCAGGGUGCUCUCUUCUCUGCUGUGGCCUGUAUAAACAGCUUGGCCAUGCUGGUGGCCUCCAGCAUCUUCAACUCGAUCUACCCAGCCACCCUGAACUUCAUGAAGGGGUUCCCCUUCCUCCUGGGAGCUGGCCUCCUCUUCAUCCCUGCCAUCCUGAUUGGGAUUCUGGGAAAGGCUGAUCCUCGCUCUGAAUACCAGUAGUUUCCCCAGAGCCCCUGA